Messenger RNA from Nicotiana attenuata, 2720 nucleotides. RefSeq names its product rhamnogalacturonate lyase-like. Gene Ontology annotation, biological process: carbohydrate metabolic process. Bases 287 to 2347 code for a protein of 686 amino acids. NCBI's taxonomy places the organism in Eukaryota, Viridiplantae, Streptophyta, Magnoliopsida, Solanales, Solanaceae. Gene Ontology annotation, molecular function: carbohydrate binding; catalytic activity. The record is from RefSeq and is a predicted model, not a curated record. The transcript has 17 exons.
CGAAGAAUUUGGUACUUACCAUCUUAACUCAAAGAAUUAUAAUUAAUGAUUCUUAUUCAAAGUUCAAACCCCUAACAAAUGCUCAGCUCUAUAAAUACAAGAGAGAGGGCAUUGUUGAAAGCAUAUGUCUAGUACUAUUUGAAAGAAAAAUGAAUUGAAACUUUACUUCUUAUAAAUAACCUUGUAACGCUUUUUCCUCCUUUGAAUUCACACCUUAAAAAAACCAUACAACAUUUGCUUCUUGUCAUUGCAGAGGGAGAGUGAAAACUGCAAAAGAGUUGGAAAAAUGAAGAAAGUUGGGAGAAAUAUUAGAGGAUGGAGUUCUGUUGUUGGAUUGUUGGGUAUUUUGCUUCAGCUAUUCUUGCUAAUUGAAUGUGCAGCAACAAGGAGAAUUACCAAGAAGAACAGCCAAUCGGACUUGCAAUCCUUAUAUCCUCCAGUACAAUUACAUAGACUGAAUAAUCAUGUGUUGGUGGAUAAUGGCCUAUUCAACAUUACAUUUUCUGUUCCUGGGGGAAUGAUCAAUGCUAUACAAUACAAUGACAUCGAUAAUUUAUUGGAAAAUGAAAAUAAACUAAAUAAUAGAGGGUAUUGGGAUAUUGUUUGGAACAAAGCAGAAAAACCAGGGAUCAUCUAUGACAAACUUGAAGGGACAAACUUUGAGGUUAUAGUGCAAGAUGAAAAUCAAGUAGAGCUUUCAUUCACAAGGACUUGGAAGUCUUUAAAUGCCUCAAAUCUUUCUAUGAACGUUGACAAAAGAUUUAUAAUUCUUCGGGGAAAUAGUGGCUUUUACUCCUACGCAAUUUUGGAACGCUUGGAAGGUUGGCCAGACAUAGAUGUCUACCAAGGAAGAAUGGCUUUCAAGCUUAAUGAAAAAUUGUUCCCAUAUAUGGCUAUUUCAGAUGAAAGACAGAGGAUAAUGCCCACAGCAAAAGAUCGAGAAAUGGGCCGAGAACUUGAUUACCCAGAAGCUGUACUUCUUACAAGCCCAACUAAUUCUUUCCUCAAAGGAGAGGUGGAUGAUAAGUAUCAAUACUCUCUUGAAGACAAGGAUAAUCGGGUCCAUGGGUGGAUAAGCCCAAACCCGAGAACUGGGUUUUGGAUGAUUACACCUAGUAAUGAGUUCAGAACAGGUGGGCCUGUUAAACAAGACCUCACUUCUCACACCGGCCCAAUAACUCUAUCUAUGUUUUUCAGCACACAUUAUGCGGGAGAUAUUCUAGCACUGAGAUUUCGAAAUGGAGAGCCCUGGAAAAAGGUUUUUGGCCCUGUUUUUAUCUACUUAAACUCUGUCUCAUCAGACGAUGAAGAUAUUCCCACACUAUGGACAGAUGCAAAGGAACAGAUGUUAAUAGAAACCGAAAAUUGGCCAUACAAUUUCCCUCUUUCGCAAGAUUUUGUUGCAGCUGAUCAACGGGGUACUGUAAGUGGCAGAUUACUCGUUAGCGAUAGCUAUGUAAGUAAAAGACUUAUCACAGCAAAUUCUUCUUUCAUUGGGUUGGCUGUACCUGGAGAUGUAGGGUCAUGGCAAAUUGAAAAUAAGGGUUAUCAAUUUUGGACUCAAACGGAUAAUGAGGGAUAUUUUUUGAUUAAAAAUAUCAUUCCAGGCAAUUAUAGCUUGUAUGCUUGGGUUCCUGGAUUUAUUGGUGAUUACAAAUCCAAGAACUACAUCAACAUUACUCCAGGAUCAAGAACUAGGCUGCAAACUCUAGUGUAUAACCCUCCAAGGAAUGGACCAACAUUGUGGGAAAUAGGCAUUCCAGAUAGAACUGCUGCAGAAUUCUUCAUUCCCAAUCCACAACCAAGACUUCAGAACCAGUUAUACAUCGAACAUUACGCAGAAAAGUUUAGGCAAUAUGGAUUAUGGGAUCGUUACACAGAACUAUACCCUAAUGAUGAUUUAAUCUACACUGUUGGAUCAAGCAACUAUCAAACAGAUUGGUUCUUUGCUCAUGUAAAUAGAUAUACUUUCAAUGAUGAAGGGAACAAAACAUAUAUACCAACAACAUGGCAAAUUGUGUUUGAUCUUCAAGAAGUGGAGAAGUCCUCAAAUUAUACACUUCAGCUAGCAUUGGCUUCAACAAAUGAAGCUGAAUUACAAAUUCGAGUAAACGAUCACGAUGCAGAUCAUGUUCCUCACUUUACGACAGGGUUGAUAGGCAAGGAUAACGCGAUUGCAAGACACGGAAUUCAUGGAUUGUAUUGGUUGUAUAGUAUAGAUGUCCCUGGAUCUGUUCUUGCUACUGGAAAUAAUGUUAUAUUUCUUAAGCAAAGUAGAGGUUCAAGCCCCUGGAGUGGACUAAUGUAUGAUUAUAUUCGUCUUGAAGGCCCUUCUGCAAAUGAUUAAACAAAAUUCGCAAGCUGAUUCAAAGUAAUCGUUGUUAUUCAUUGGAUUUUAGAGGAGCUACUUUGUUAGGAAUGGGAGUUGCUAUGAUUCUUCGUAAAUAGUUUGUAUUCAUUAGACUCAGGGGCGGAUGUACAUGGGAAGGGGUGAGUUCACAUAAACUCAUCCUCCUCCUCGAAAUCAUGUAUAGCACUCGUAAAUUUCAACUCAAUACUUAAAUUAAUAUGGGUAAACCCAAGCUCAAGUGAACACUUUAGUACAUUGGAAAGGAGUGCCUUUUAAUCAGGGGUUCGAUCCCGUACUUUUCUUCUUUGAAAUUAUAUUUUAAUUAAUAAAUAGGGCUAAAUCCCCAUGCUCUACUGCUUUUUCUAAUAAA